AUGCUUCGAAAACAUGCUCCGAGACUGAUCAUGUCAUCGAGCCCCAACAGUUGCGCGGCCAUCUACGUGGGUCCCUGCCACACCACACAGACGCGCAAGUUAAAAGCAACGAUGAACGUUGUGCCGUCGCCUACACUUCCUAAGGAGUUAAGGCCACCAUUUGAGUGGAUAAAGACAGUCUACCACACACUGACCGGCGACGACGGAUGUUAUUCCACCGAGCUAAUGUUUGUUCCACCAGUCUGCUUGGAUGAUUGUCCACCAAGACCACCGUGUCCCAGGUCUCCGUGUUCCCGCUCUCGGUGUCCCCCACCCCCUGUGCCCCCACCCUCUGUGUCCCCACCCUCUGUGUUCCCACCCUCCGUGUUCCCACCCUCCGUGUCACCACUCUGUGUCCCCACAACCCAGCCCCUCCGUGUCCCCUCUCCAUGUCCACCCACCCUCCGUGUCACCACUCUCCCGUGUCCCCACCUCACUCUCCGUGCCCCUACCUCCUCCCCACUCUCCAUGUCCUCACCCUCUGUCUCCACCCUGUGUUCCCCUCCGUGUCACCACUCUCUGUGUCCCCCAACCUGUGCCCCCACCCCCUACCCUCCUGUCCCCACUCUCCAACCUCCGUGUCCACCUCCGUGUCACCACUCUCGUGUCCCCAACCUGUGCCCCCACUCCCGUGCCCCACCCUCCGUGUCCCCCACUCUCCAUCUCCUCACCCUCUGUCUCCACCCUCCGUGUUCCCCACCUCCGUGUCACCACUCUCCGUGUCCCCACACCUGCCCCACUCUCCGUGCCCUCCGUGUCCCCUCCAUCUCCCUCACCUCUGUCCCCACCCUACGUGUCCCUGCUCUCUGUGUCUUCACCUCCGUGUCCCCACCCCUGUGUCCCCACCCUGUGCCCCGUGUCCCAACCCUCCGUGUCACCUCUGUGUCCCUGUUCUCCUGUUCCCACCUCCAUGUCACCACCCUAAGUGUCACCACCCUCCGUGUCCCCACCGUCCGUGUCACCACUCUCCGUGUCCCUGUUUUGAGUCCCCACCAUCUGUGUCCCCCACCUCCCCUCCGUGUCACCACUCUCCAUGUCUCCUGUUCUCCGAAUUCCCACCCUCUGUGUCCCCCACCGCACGUGUUCCCACGCUCUGUGUCACCACCCUCCGUGUCCCCACCUUCUGUGUCCCGACCUGUCCUCACCAACCUCCAUGUCACCAGCCUCCGUGUCCCCACCACCGUGUCCCCACUGUGUCCCCACGCCGUGCCCCACCCUCUGUGCCCCCCCCCCCCAUCCUCCGUAUCAACGUCCCGUGUCCCAACCCUCCGUGUCCCCUCCGUGUACCCACCCUGUGUCUCCACCCUCUGUGUCCCCAACCCUCCAUCCCCACUCUCUGUGUCCCCACCCCCUGUGUCCCCACCCUCCGUGUCACCACUCUCCGUGUCCCUGUUCUCCGUGUCCCCACCCCCCCGUGUCCCCAUCCUCCAUAUCAACGCCCUGCCGUGUCCCAACCCUCCGUGUCCCGCACUCCGUGUACCCCACCCCACUGUGUCCACACCUCUGUGUCCCCACCCCCGUGUCCCCACUCUCUGUGUCCCCACUGCAACCCCACCCCCCGUGUCCCCACUCGCCGUGUCACCACUCUCCGUGUCCCUGUUGUCCGUCCCCCACCCUGUGUGUCCCCACCUUCCGUGUCCCAACCCUCCGUGGUCCCGACUCCGUGCCCCACCCGCUGUGUCCACACCCUCUGUGUCCCCACCCCCGUGUCCCCACUCGCCGUGUCACCACUCUCCGUGUCGUGUUGUCCCCCCUCCGUGUCCCCACCUCCGUGUCCCCGUGUGUAUCCCGCCACCGUGUCCCCACCCUCUGUGUCCCCCCUCGUGUCCCCAACCUCUCUGUCAUCGCCCCUUCGUGUCCCACCCUCUGUGUCCCCACCCCCCCAUCCCCCACCCUCUGUGUCCCCCCCGUGUCCCCAACCUCUGUCAUCCCCUUGUGUCCCCCCACCUCUGUGUCCCCACCUCCCGUGUCCCCACCCCCGUGUCCCACACCCACUCCGUGUCCCCAUGUCCCUCCGUGUCCAUACCCUUCGUGUCACCAUCCUCCGUGUCACCACUCUCUGUGUCCCUGAUCUCCCUGUCCCCACCUUUGUGUCACCACCCUCCGUGUCACCACCCGUGUCCCCACCCCUCGUGUCCCCCACCCUCUGUGUCCCCACGCCCCGUGUCCCCACCCUCCGUGUUACCACCCCCAGAGUCCUCACCCCCCCGUGUCCCCUCUCUGUGUCCCCACCCCCGUGUCCCUCACUCCGCAUCCCCACCCUCUGUGUCCUCACGCCCCGUGUCCCCACCCUCCAUGUCUGCACCCUCCGUGUCACCAUCCUCCGUGUCACCACCUCCCGUGUCCCCAAUCCAUGUCCGCACUCUCCGUGUCACCACCGUACGUGUCACCACCCUCCUUGUCACCACCCCCCCACCCUUCGUGUCCCCAUCCUCCGUGUCACCACCCACCGUGUCCGCACCUUCUGUGUCCCAACCCCCUGUGUCACCACCCUCCGUGUCACCACCCUCGUGUCCCCACCCCCAUGUCCCCACCCUCUGUGUCCCUAACCCUGUGUCCCCUCUCUGCAUUUCCACCCUGUGUCCCCACCCCUGUCCCCACCCUCCGUGUCACCAUCCCCUGUGUCCCUACCCUCCGUGUCCGCCCCCGUGUCCCCACCCUCUGUGUCCCCCACCCUUCAGUAUCCCUACGCUCUGUGUCCCUAACCCCCGUGUCCCCACCCUCCAUGUCACCACUCUCCGAGUCACCACCUCCGUAUCCCCACCGUCUGUGUCUCCAACCCCUGUGCCCCCACCCUCCGUGUCACCACUCUCUGUGUCCCUGUUCUCCCUGCCCCACCCUCCGUGUCCCCACCAUUCGUGUCACCAUCCUCAGUUCCCCCACCCUCCGUGUCACCACUCUCUGUGUCCCUGUUCUCCUGCCUCCUGCCCCCACCCUCCAUGUCCCCACCCUUCGUGUCCCCAUCACCACUUCCCCUGUUCUCCCUGCCCCACCCUCCGUGUCCCCACCCUUCGUGUCACCCUCCGUUUCCCCACCCUCCGUGUCACCACUCUCUGUGUCCAUGUUCUCCCUGUCCCCACCCUUCGUGUCCCCACCUCCGUGUCACCACUCUCUGUGUCCCUGUUCUCCCUGCCCCCACCCUCCGUGACCCCACCCUUCGUGUCACCAUCCUCCGUUUCCCCACCCUCCGUGUCACCACUCUCUGUGUCCAUGUUCUCCCUGUCCCCACCCUUCGUGUCCCCACCCUCCGUGUCCCCGGGCUUCUGGAGGCAGACAGGUGGAAACACAGAUAUGGGUACGGAGUCUGCCAAAGGCUUGGGAUUCACAUCUUAUCCGAUGUUGAACUUCUUCACCAGUGUGCGCAAUGGUGGACAGAUGGAAACCAAGGAACUGAAAAUGGAUAACAUUGGCAAUGGUAGUGCAGUUAACCUAGAUAGACGGUGGAAGUGUGGCUGA
This is a messenger RNA of Homarus americanus (American lobster), 3495 nucleotides long. Its product is annotated as proline-rich extensin-like protein EPR1. The transcript is spliced from 5 exons. The record is from RefSeq and is a predicted model, not a curated record. NCBI's taxonomy places the organism in Eukaryota, Metazoa, Arthropoda, Malacostraca, Decapoda, Nephropidae. The coding region runs from base 1 to 3495 and encodes 1164 amino acids.